GGCGUCACCCAAUAAGUAACCAAAUUUAUUAACAGUCACCUAACACGUCAUCAUUCACCUCUUGUUUUCACUAUAUAUACUCUCAUCUUCUUACCAUAUCAUCAGCACCAAAUUAAACCUUCACUAAAUUCCAUUACACUAAACAUUCAUCACUGUCCGAAGAUUAAAAGAAAUGGCAGGAAAAAAUCAAGAACAGGAUUCAACUGAGGCCAUUGGAUGGGCUGCAAAUGACCCAUCUGGCAUUCUUUCUCCUUACAAAUUUUCAAGAAGAGAAACGGGAGAGAAUGACGUGUCGUUUAAGGUUCUAUAUUGUGGGAUGUGUCACUCUGAUAUUCACAUGGCUAAGAAUGAAUGGGGCAAUUCUGUUUACCCUCUUGUUCCUGGGCAUGAAAUUGUGGGAGUGGUGACAGAAGUGGGGAGCAACGUAGAAAAUUUCAAAAUCGGAGAUAAAGUAGGUGUCGGCUAUAUGUCCGGAUCAUGCCGAUCAUGCGAUAAUUGCAGCGACGAUCUUGAAAAUUACUGUCCGAAAAUGCUAGUAACUUGUUCAUCAGCCAAGUACUACGACGGAACCACCACUUACGGAGGCUAUUCGGACACAAUGGUGACUGACAAGCACUUUGUUGUUCGUAUUCCGGACAAUCUUCCGCUUGAUGCGACUGCUCCGCUCCUGUGCGCUGGCAUAACGGUGUAUAGUCCGUUGAAAUAUUACGGACUAGAUAAAGCUGGUAUGAAAAUUGGUGUGGUUGGACUCGGCGGACUCGGUCACAUGGCUGUGAAAUUCGCUAAAGGUAUGGGAGCUAAGGUGACAGUCAUUAGUACCUCUGUGAACAAGAAACAGGAGGCUAUUGAACAUCUUGGUGCUGACUCAUUCUUGGUCAGCCGUGACCCAGAUCAGAUGCAGGCAGGAAUGGGGACAUUAGAUGGUAUAAUUGAUACAGUGUCAGCAAAUCAUCCUCUUAUGCCAUUAAUCAGUCUAUUGAAGACUAAUGGAAAAUUAGUUUUGAUUGGUGCCCCAACGAAGCCAUAUGAGCUACCAGCUUUUCCAUUGCUUAUGGGACGGAAAAUGGUCGGUGGUACCAUGAUUGGAGGAAUGAAGGAAACUCAAGAAAUGUUACAUUUUGCUGCCGAACAUGGCAUAACAUCGGAUAUUGAACUUAUUCCGAUUGAUUAUGUGAAUACUGCUACGGAACGAAUGUUGAAAGGUGAUGUUAGAUAUCGAUUCGUCAUCGACGUUGCUAAUACUAUCAAGGCUGCAAAGUAAACUUUGUACACAAAUCGAUUGAUUGAUGGCGAUUUCAAGCUUCUAAAACGGUUAUUGCUCUUAGUUAAGUUUUAUUUUAAUGUUAAUGUUUAUGAUCUCUAUUUAUUUGAGAGGGACUUGAUUACGAUCUCUACUUUUAUUGUAUUGGUAUUGUUAUAUAUUAAUAUGUAGUAAUUUGGAUUUGAGUGACA
This is a messenger RNA of Mercurialis annua (annual mercury), 1452 nucleotides long. Its product is annotated as probable mannitol dehydrogenase. Lineage: Eukaryota; Viridiplantae; Streptophyta; Magnoliopsida; Malpighiales; Euphorbiaceae. The record is from RefSeq and is a predicted model, not a curated record. Bases 173 to 1261 code for a protein of 362 amino acids. Gene Ontology annotation, molecular function: cinnamyl-alcohol dehydrogenase activity; zinc ion binding. Gene Ontology annotation, biological process: lignin biosynthetic process. The transcript has 5 exons.